This is a messenger RNA of Ostrinia nubilalis (European corn borer), 4992 nucleotides long. RefSeq names its product stress-activated protein kinase JNK (gene bsk). NCBI's taxonomy places the organism in Eukaryota, Metazoa, Arthropoda, Insecta, Lepidoptera, Crambidae. The coding region runs from base 389 to 1579 and encodes 396 amino acids. Gene Ontology annotation, biological process: JNK cascade; protein phosphorylation. Gene Ontology annotation, molecular function: ATP binding; JUN kinase activity. The transcript has 13 exons. Gene Ontology annotation, cellular component: cytoplasm; nucleus. The record is from RefSeq and is a predicted model, not a curated record.
GUCAUUCGGUAGCUGUCAUGCUGUCAUUCUCAUCUGUGAUCGGUCGACACUUUAGCGUAAAAAAUAUUGAAUUUUUCCACACUGAAAUCAAUUGAAUUCGGUGACGUACUGUGAAAUUGUGAGGAGAAAACCUUUCUGCAGUUUCGAGGACUCCAAUAUUUGGGAAGAUACUGGUGACGUGAUUCAAGAAGUUGAUGGUCGGACUUCAAAUCAGCAAUAAAUUAAGACAAAAAUGAAUAUACGGAUCUUAUGACGUAAUAGACGCUGUUCGUCUCCCACCGGCACAAGACUGACUCUGUGAUAAGCGCGCGCACCCGGACAAUAAGGCACACAUAUAUGGGGACGCCUGCACCUUUAUAGACGCACUAAUCUAAACUAGGGGUGGUCGAUGCCCCACGCGGCACCAGUCACCGCCAUGUCGGCCCCGCCGCGCCACCCCCACUUCUACACCGUCGAGGUCGGCGACACACGCUUCACCAUCCUCAAGCGCUACCAGAACCUCAAGCCCAUCGGCUCAGGCGCUCAGGGUAUCGUGUGUGCCGCAUACGACACAGUAACACAACAGAAUGUCGCGAUCAAGAAGCUAUCGCGGCCCUUCCAAAACGUCACGCACGCCAAGCGGGCCUACCGCGAGUUCAAACUCAUGAAACUUGUCAACCAUAAAAAUAUAAUCGGUCUCCUGAACGCGUUCACGCCGCAGCGCAGCCUGGAGGAGUUCCAGGACGUGUACCUGGUUAUGGAGCUGAUGGACGCCAACCUGUGCCAGGUCAUCCAGAUGGACCUGGACCACGAGCGCAUGAGCUACCUGCUCUACCAGAUGCUGUGCGGCAUCAAGCACUUGCAUCUCGCGGGGAUCAUACACAGGGACCUGAAGCCGUCCAACAUCGUGGUGAAGAGCGACUGCACUCUGAAGAUCUUGGACUUCGGGCUGGCGCGCACCGCUGGCACCACCUUCAUGAUGACGCCCUAUGUCGUCACGCGCUACUACCGCGCGCCAGAGGUGAUCCUGGGCAUGGGCUACACGGAGAACGUGGACAUCUGGUCAGUGGGCUGCAUCAUGGGCGAGAUGAUCCGCGGCGGCGUGCUGUUCCCCGGCACCGACCACAUCGACCAGUGGAACAAAAUCAUCGAGCAACUGGGCACGCCAUCGGCGGCGUUCAUGGCGCGCCUGCAGCCUACAGUCCGCAACUACGUGGAGAACCGGCCGCGCUACGCCGGCUACAGCUUCGAGCGGCUCUUCCCGGACAUACUGUUCCCUAGCGACAGCAGCGAGCACAACCGCCUCAAGGCGUCGCAAGCGCGUGAUCUUCUGUCCCGCAUGUUGGUGAUCGACCCCGAGCGCCGCAUCAGCGUGGACGAGGCGCUGCUCCACCCCUACAUCAACGUGUGGUACGACGAGGGCGAGGUCAACGCGCCUGCGCCGGCGUCUUACGACCACUCGGUGGACGAGCGCGAGCACACGGUGGAGCAAUGGAAGCAGCUCAUCUACCAGGAGGUGGUGGAGUACGCCGCGCCGCAGCCGCCGCCGCCGCCGCACCACCCGCCGCCCGACCACCCGCAGCCCGCGCUCACCACAUAGGUUUCAACCGAGCUGUCCGCCGAGAUAUAAGCAGCGCGCCGGACGCGCUCUCGAGCGGCGCUCACAUGACACGCCACGCGCGCCACGACACGCCACGUGGCAACACACGCGACGCGACACGCGCGCCAUACGACAGUGCAAACUAGGCGUUCGUUUUAUGUUUUGAAUUAGGGUUUCCAAUUAGACAUAGAUUACUGCAUUACGAUUUAUUGGUGGCACUGACAGUCUGUAAAAUGACGUAUAAUUUUAUUUGCCACGGGGAGUCAUCAAAAUGAAUCUUGGACAAUAAUGAUGAUAUUGGCCUAUAUGGUUGUGUUAAACAGUUUAAUAAUAACCAACCUUUCAGGUCAGAAAUCAUUUGCCAUGAUGGACAAUCAGGUUAACGUAACCGUGCAAAAUACUAACCAAAAAUGUUUUAUCAUAGAGUCAAAACACAUUUACACUUCAAGGGAGAGUAUCGACUCCGAUUCCUACUGGCCAAAAGUGACAAUUCAUCUCAUUCAGUGGGUUAGUUCCACAUUUGGCCGCUUCAAGACACCCUAAUCGUAAUGUAGUUGUCUAUGGUACAAAUGCAAAACUAUUCGAAAUAUAAAUACAACAGCCCAUAUAUGCCCUAAAUGGCUGGAGUCAUUCGAUCAUUUAGAUUCGUUAUUUGUCUUAUUUUUCCACGUAUAUUCUGGAUGAUUAUGUAUAUAUUUUGGGUGUAUAUGGGCGCGUUGGCUUUGACUCGCUCACUGUCCCGUGUGCAGACGGUGAAUGCGUCAGAGGUAAGCCAGUUCUGCUGCGAUCAACAAUAAAAAAACGGCAAUGGGAAUGUUACGUAUUCGGGCAAUGUCCAACUGACAAGGGGAUUAAGCGUAGGCCAAUCGUAACAAUAUGAAAACUUGAUUUUCAUAAAACGUCGUUCGCAGCCGACACGGCUAGAGGUAGCUAGCGCAGCCUGCGGUCCUUUCGGUAGUCCGUAGCCGGAGCGCCGGGCCGGGCCGGGUCGGAUCGGGUCGGUGGCGGGUCGGAUCGGGUCGGUGGCGGGUCGGAUCGGGUCGGCGGCGGGUCGGUUCCGGUUCCUGUCGGUUCGUUUUGCGUCAAGGAGUGCCUUCGCGAGCCGCGGUUCUGCCCGACGGACUGACUGUAAACGUGUGGGUAUUUUUGUAUCGAAAUGACUCGGAUCGAUUCCCCGAUUGAUCGCGCGAUAUUUUUUACCGUCGGACGUUUCGUUUUAUUUUGUAACGUGUAUUGAAUAUUAUACUGUAAUUAAUCGUAAUAAUGAAGUUGAGCUUAAUAAUCUGUGUUGUUGACAUGUGUAAUAUUAUUUCGAUUGUGCAAUCUUUAUUUCUGUUCAUAUUGUUGUAUUCGUAAUAGUAAGUAGGUCACUUUUGCAAAUGAUGAUCGUCGCGACUCGGUGCGCGCCAUUGAUCCGCGAGAUGUUUGAGUUUGUAAAACAAUUUGCAAUCGUGAGUCGAGAGCGUGAUUUUUUAAAUUGUAUUAUAAUUAUUUCUUAGCCAUACACAUCGUCGGAUUAGUUGGGAUUUUGUGAUGUUCAUAGUUUCUCGUAGGUAGUCCCUAGUUACGUUGUUGAUAAUAUUGUAUUGACUGUAUGAGAGUAGGUGUUUAAGUAAGUUUCUACCUAAUAGCAUAGGCGCCUCACACGUUGGCCGCCGGGAGGCGAAGCCCUACUGAGCGAAACGAUUUCUAUAUCGUCUGUAUCUCUUAAUCAUACCAGCUUACUGAGACAAGUGAAAGAUACGGUUACAGCCGAAUAUACGAAUCAUUUUGACGCGUAGAUUUACUGAAGUAUUCAUAAUGUUUAUACCGUAAUCCCAUGUGAUAAUAACACGUGUGCGUGUAUACCUAAGAGUACAAUCCAAAUCAACAGUAGAAACUCGUAUUUGACAGCUUUGGAAUCUUCCUACUAAGGAAAUAAGUCAAUAGCUGUCAAAGGGGAGUAUAGAUCUACUCGUAAACGGUUGAACGUGUUCACAGUGCAUCAGCGCAGCGGGUGUUUAGUACAAUAAAGUGCGCGUUACAAAGUUGUGAUUAUAACUCGAUAAUAACUUUAGUACUAAUGUAGCGACGUUAACGUUAUGGUCGGUCCAGCGACGCAUGCUCGGUUUUAUGUCGGUAGACAUGAAUGCGGUUCAGAUAUUUUUCUACCUGUCCCCAUUUUGUAAAGUCUAAAGUUUAUGACCUCAUAAACAAUGUCUUGAAUUCCUUAUGCAGGAAUAGCUGACAGACAGGUGUAUAAAUAUGCAUUAAAUUUGUAUCUGUAAAAUGACGUAAAAAUAAAAGAUUAGAUGCAUAUUUCUCUACGUAUUCAUAAAACCGAAGCUCGACGCUCGUUAGGACCGAUUGAACAUUCGGUUCCCCGUAACUUUAAAGCUUAACGUGUGAGGGAUGUCGUAGGUUAUCGUUUGAAACCUCACUAGGUGAUAUAUAAUUAUAAAUAUAAGUAUAAUAAAGAAUGGCGAUAGUCUUAUCGGAUGGUUUCAACAAAUAGCACAAUUUAUUAGCUAUAGAGUACCAGGACGACGACGCGAGCGAGUAUCGCAAAGUUUUGUACGAAAUUGAUAUCGUUACGAAAGCAAUAAAUACAUUAUAGUUCAAUUUUUUAUUCGUAUUCGUGAUUUGACGUUUGAAUCGUAGACACCUUACAAUAGGAAUCGUUGAAAGUGAUAGUUCAAAUGUCGAAUUACUGGUUCGAAUUGAAAAUCCGAAUUGACUUUCUUCUACAGCGGGCGGACGCCGCGGUCAAUUCGGCCCUAGCUCCUGGACUAUAACAUAUCACGUGACACGAUAGUUGGUUUUGAUAUUCCCCAACCUAGCGCCGCUCCGCCCGCUACUGUAAGGCGGUGUUGCUUUACUUUUGUUCCAUGGUGUAAGUGAAUAUACGGAUAUUUAAUAAAGAAAAAUACGUUAUAUAUUUACAAAAUGUGGCUGCUGGCUUUGCCCAGUGUACUUUUCGACCUCUAAACUAUAAAAUAAUGUUUCAUGUUGGUGUAUGAUAAUAAUGCUAAAAGAGAAUAGCGAAUCUUUGAGAGUAUACACUAUACAAUAAUAAUGAUAAUUAGGUGUAAGCGUACAAAAUUGUAAAUAUAAAUAAAGCCAUAGACUAAACGGAACGAAAGUGAAGAUGACAUGCGCAAUAUCCUUUCCUUUAUCACUAUAGUAAAUAAAUCACAACUGUACGUCCAAAUUGUCCAUUUAUAUGUUAAUGUACCUAAUACAAAUUACAAUAAUGUAAUCGUUAGACGUAUGUUAGAUCACUUGGUAUCGAGGGAUAAGGCGGCACGACGCGGCCGAGGGCGCAGCGGGAUUCUUACUUGAGUUACACUUCGAUGACUAUCUAAAAACUUAUUUUUACUGUACACGUAAGUUAUUUCAUAUUUUAACUGAAUAAAAUCGAAAUGGUUAUUAAA